UCUGCCGCUCCUGAAACCAACGCUGUUGAUCAGCUUACCACUGAUCUCGGCAAUGCUUCCCUCAACGGCGGCGAUGCCAAGGCUCCCACCGUCGACACCAACGUCGCUGGCGAUGCUCAAGGCGACGAGGCCGCUACUCCCAGCACCGCCCAGACCCCCCACCCCCACGCUUCCGCUUCCCUCUACGUCGGUGAGCUGGAUCCCUCCGUCACUGAGGCCAUGCUCUUCGAGCUGUUCUCUUCCAUUGGCUCUGUUGCAUCUAUCCGUGUCUGCCGUGAUGCCGUCACUCGCCGCUCGCUUGGUUACGCUUACGUCAACUACAACUCCACCCCCGAUGGUGAGCGUGCUCUCGAAGAACUUAACUACACCCAGAUCAAGGGCCGCCCUUGCCGAAUCAUGUGGUCUCAACGUGACCCUGCCCUCCGCAAGACCGGCGCCGGGAACAUCUUCAUCAAGAACCUGGAUGCUGCCAUCGAUAACAAGGCUCUUCAUGAUACCUUUGCGGCUUUCGGCAACAUCCUGAGCUGCAAGGUCGCCCAGGACGAGAGCGGUGCCUCCAAGGGUUACGGUUUCGUUCACUACGAGACUGACGAGGCCGCCGCCGCCGCCAUCAAGCAUGUUAACGGCAUGCUUUUGAACGAGAAGAAGGUAUACGUCGGCCCUCACAUUCCCAAGAAGGACCGCCAGAGCAAGUUCGAGGAGAUGAAGGCCAACUUUACCAACGUUUACGUCAAGAACAUCGCCCUCGAGGCUUCUGACGACCACUUCCGUGAGCUGUUCGAGCAGUUCGGUGAUGUCACCUCGUCAUCUCUCGCCCGCGAUCAGGAGGGCAAGUCUCGUGGCUUUGGUUUUGUCAACUUCACCACCCACGAGGCUGCUGCCAAGGCCGUGGAUGACCUGAAUGGCAAGGACUUCCAGGGACAAGACUUGUACGUUGGCCGUGCCCAGAAGAAGCACGAGCGCGAGGAGGAGCUUCGCAAGUCCUACGAGGCUGCCCGUCAGGAGAAGGCCAGCAAGUACCAGGGCGUCAACCUGUACAUCAAGAACCUGAACGAUGAUGUCGACGAUGAGAAGCUCCGUGCUAUGUUCUCUGAGUUUGGUCCCAUCACCUCCGCCAAGGUCAUGCGCGAUAGCCUCAGCGAGUCUGGCGACGAGGCCGAGCCCAAGGAGGGCCAGGAAAACAAGGAGAACGAGGAGGAGAUUCCCGAAGAGCCUAAGGAAGAGGAUGACGACAAGAAGGAGAAGAAGUCCGGCGACAGGAAGCUUGGCAAGAGCAAGGGUUUUGGCUUUGUCUGCUUCUCCAACCCCGAGGAUGCUACCAAGGCUGUUACCGAGAUGAACCAGCGCAUGUUUGAUGGCAAGCCCUUAUACGUGGCCCUCGCCCAGCGCAAGGACGUCCGAAAGAGCCAGCUUGAGGCUAGCAUUCAAGCUCGCAACCAGCUCCGUAUGCAGCAGGCCGCUGCUGCUGCUGGCAUGCCUCAGCAGUUCAUGCAGCCUCCUGUCUUUUACGGUCCCGGCCAGCAGCCCGCCUUCCCUCCUGGCGGUCGCGGUUUGCCUUUCCCUCAGCCUGGUAUGGGCAUGCCUCAGGGUGGUCGUCCUGGUCAGUUCCCCAAUGCCUUCCCCCAAGGAGGACGUGGUGGCCCUGGACCCCAGGUCAUGCCCCAGAUGUACAUGCCUGGCCAGUUCCCCCCUGGCGCCGCUCCUUACGGCCAACCCAACAACCCUCAGUUCAUGGCUGCCAUGGCCCAGGCUCAACAGACUAUUGGUGGCAACGGCCGUGGCGGUCCUGGCGGUCGUGGACCUAUGCAAGGCAUGCCCGGCAUGGGUGGCCCCGGUAUGCCAGGAUAUCCUCCUAAUGGCCGACAGGGUCCUGGCGGCCGUGGUGGUGCCCCACGCAAUGGACCUGGUGGACAAUUCCCCGGCGGACGUGGAGCCCCCGCCCCUCAGCAAGAUUUAACUCCAUCUUCGCUGCUCCAGUCUCAACUUCAGGCACACAACGGAAACCCCCAGCAGCAGAAGCAGAUGCUCGGUGAGGUCAUCUUCCCCAAGAUCUCUGCUAUUCAGCCUGAUUUGGCGGGCAAGAUCACUGGUAUGCUCCUGGAGAUGGAUAACACCGAACUCGUCAACUUGAUCGAGGAUGACACCGCUCUUCGUGCUAAGGUCGAUGAGGCCAUGGCUGUCUACGAUGAGUAUGUCAAGUCCCAGGGCGGCGAG
This is a messenger RNA of Truncatella angustata, 2214 nucleotides long. RefSeq lists its product as uncharacterized. The annotation marks the transcript as partial. The transcript is spliced from 2 exons. Gene Ontology annotation, molecular function: RNA binding. The record is from RefSeq and is a predicted model, not a curated record. Gene Ontology annotation, cellular component: ribonucleoprotein complex. Lineage: Eukaryota; Fungi; Ascomycota; Sordariomycetes; Amphisphaeriales; Sporocadaceae.